This is a messenger RNA of Scatophagus argus, 3215 nucleotides long. RefSeq names its product prokineticin receptor 1b (gene prokr1b). Gene Ontology annotation, cellular component: membrane. Gene Ontology annotation, molecular function: neuropeptide receptor activity. Gene Ontology annotation, biological process: neuropeptide signaling pathway. Bases 1267 to 2439 code for a protein of 390 amino acids. The transcript has 4 exons. The record is from RefSeq and is a predicted model, not a curated record. NCBI's taxonomy places the organism in Eukaryota, Metazoa, Chordata, Actinopteri, Scatophagidae.
AUGAACCCUUUUACAUAUAUCCACAGUAUGUGACCUUGUCUUCAUAUAAAACCACCAUUAGACAUUAUUAGGAAUUUCUAAAACGACCCUGAGCAAAAGUUCAAUCAGGAAGUCUAUCUCUUUGCGCAUGGCACGAGCAUUUUCCCGCGAUCCUUAAGUCCCUCUUUGUCUCUUCCAAUCACAGCCUGCCACGUUUCUCCUAUAGCCGAUUGCAAACAAGCUGUCAAACUUUAAAAAUGUUCUCGCUCUCUCCACUGUCAUUUAAACAGGAAAUGAAUUUUCACAUAUUUAUUUAUUUAUUUGGUCCCUCUACCCACUCGAUGUUGGCAUGAUGGCCUUGUUAGGAUGUGAUCAGCACAGGUCCAUCGUGGCGCAAAUCCCUUUUGAUGGUUUACGGACCGUUACCACCUUGAAGGUGUCAAGUCAAGAAUUUAUCACCUCUGAUAUAAAGCAACAGUGCAAUGAGCUCGACAAUCGCUUUAAGGUGAUACCAGAGCCGCAAUGAUGGAGUGACUGCAGGUAUAUGAUAUCUCUAAUCCCUGCUUUCUUCGUUCUUGGGAGAAACGUUUAUGGCAGCCUUUCACGUCAGUCUCGUGUACACUUUGUAUUUAUAGACAUCCUGCAAGCUGUUGAACUUUUAAGCGUAGCAACCAGCGACCCACGUGCACGCGGACCUGCCCCUCUGACGCCUACUGAAAGACGUGCGAUGUGGCUCAUCCACCGCGCGCAGCCGUCGGAUUUCUCACUUGAGGCAGAAGGAGGAACAGACGCAACUUUUCGCCUCUCAGGGAAGCGCUCCGCAGGAGAGCUGAACGGACCGGUAGCAGGCGCGAUCAGUGUUCAGGGAGGCUGAUGGAGCGUCUUCUCUCUCCAGAGCUGGGAUUAUCCAGUGAUGUAGCACUUCUCCUCUGAUUCACACCUGACUGACACAGAACGGACAGUUAUGCAGUAUUUUAUUAUUUGGCUAAGCAACAUUCGCGGAACCUUUUGCAACGUUUGCUGGAGUGUGUGCACCGUGCCUGUGUAACACACAUGUUCACUGUCUUCUGCUACUGUAUCAGCACAAGUCAAGUGAAAAUAUGCUGCUGUUUCCGAAGAAGAUCAAGCCCGUUCAAAUUUCCAUCGUCACCCAGAUAAUAAUUAAGCUGGUUUUAAGGAAUCAUUGGCAUCAUGCUUAAGAAAAUAUCAUCACUUUUCACCUAAUUUGUUGGAUCAAACUGUCAAAAACAAGUCUUUCUAAACCAAAAUAAGACGGUGUGUUAGGACAUGGGGGACUCCAACAUUAGUCACAUGGUAGUAGCUGACACAGGGAUGCAGGAGAGUCUCCCAACAGGCAAGCUGGAUCAUUACAUGGACAGCUAUGAUAUGGACUAUGGCAUCCCUCCUGACGAGAUCCCAGACACCACGCAGGGCCAGGCUUUCUUUGUGGCCACCAUUGUUAUCGGUGUGGUGCUUGUCUGCAUCAUGCUUGUGUGCGGGUUGGGAAACUUCAUAUUCAUUGCCACGCUGACACGCUACAAAAAGCUCCGCAACCUCACCAAUCUGCUCAUUGCCAACCUGGCCAUCUCAGACUUCAUUGUGGCAGUGGUAUGCUGCCCGUUCCUGGUGGAUUACUAUGUGGUGAAACAGCUCUCCUGGGAUCAUGGGUUGGUGCUGUGCGCCUCGGUCAACUAUCUCCGGACUGUGUCACUCUACGUGUCCACAAAUGCGUUGCUUGCCAUUGCAGUUGACAGGUACAUGGCUAUUGUCCAUCCUCUGAGGCCUCGUAUGAAGUAUCAAACCGCCUACUGCCUGAUAACGGGAGUCUGGAUUGUUCCCAUUCUGAUAUCAAUUCCCUCUGCCUACUUUGCCUCUGAGACCAUGUACCCUCAUGGUGGCACGACCCCAACCACUCACAAAGUCUUUUGUGCCCAAAUCUGGCCUGUGGAUCAGCAGGUCUACUACCGGUCCUACUUCUUGUUUGUCUUUGCUGUGGAGUUUGUUGCACCUGUGAUCGUCAUGGCCAUGUGUUACACCCAAAUUUCUCGCGAGCUCUGGUUCAAGAAUGUCCCAGGUUUCCAGACAGAGCAGAUUAGGAAGAGGUUGCGCUGUCGCCGCAAGACAGUGAUGGUACUGAUUGGGAUCUUGACAGCAUACAUCCUGUGCUGGGCGCCAUACUAUGGCUUCACCAUCCUGCGAGAUUUUCACCCAACACUCAUCUCCCGCCAGAAGAACUCUUUGGUGGCUUUCUACAUCAUUGAGUGCAUUGCCAUGAGCAACAGCAUGAUCAAUACCUUCUGUUUUGUCAGCGUCAAGAACAACACUGUUAAGUACCUGAAGAAGAUUGUGCUGCUGCGAUGGAGGUCAACAUAUGCCCCCAGUAAGACUGUGGAUGAGAUGGAUAUGAGGACCUCCUCCAUGCCUGUAACAGAGGAGAUUGAAUGCAUUCACCUGAGGUGAAGAGAAAAAAAAUCUGUAAUGUGUCAGUCAUUUGGAUUCGGGUUGUCAAUACCGAAACUGGGUAACUGAUAGUGAAAGUUUUGACAUGGAACAUUUCUCUUGUGUUUAAAUCACUUUUCGGAAAGAUUUCAAUGAUCUUGAACCACAAGAAAAGGUUGGUCCAACAGUAUGUCGAUUAAUGGGGCCACAUAGUUCAAACUUUGUUAGUCAGUAGUACUUUCAGUACUUCAAUCUGAGGUAUUAUGAGAAUGUAAUUGUUGUGCGUACUGUGACUGUGCAACGUGUUACUGUGAAAUGUUGUAGCAUGUGUAUAAGAUAUAUUACAUGGAAGUCCUGUAAUAAAUAAUGGCUGCUGACCUUUACAGAUCUAUGAUGUUGACUACCUACCAUACACAACGUUUAUCUUUGUAUUGCCUGUAUCUGUUAAAUAGAUUUUCAGUAAGGUCAAAUAACUUGCAGUGCUGAAGCAAUCCUUUCACUGACCAUUUCUUGUUCUUCCUACGUUGCCUUUUGCUUCUAGGAAAUUGUUCUUAAUUUUUCAGUGAAAUGUUAUAUUGUGGACUGAGUUUUGAAAAGGUGUUUUGAAUGUCUUACAAAGGAAAUGGUUUUUUUGUUGUUGUUGUUGUUUAUAUUUGUUCUUGAAAAAGUAAACAAAAUUGCAUGCUUUUUUGAAGUUAAACACAUUUAAUGUGUGCUUAUGUUAAUAAACAGUGAGAUAUUGGAAGAAUGCUAUCCUUUCAUUUCCUUUUUCCAGGAUGUAAAUUGCCUACUGUAUA